UCCCGGCAGGUUUGCCUUCUGCUCAGCUCUCCUCUGCACACCGAGCUGGAUGUCCGGACACUUGCUGCGCUGCUCUUAAUGAUCAGGAGGCACCGCGGGAGCAGGAAGGAGAAGCACAGCGACGACGCACAUGGCUGGAUGACAUGAUGUUCCAACCCUUUUCCCCUCCUCCCUCCACCUCUUUUUGUCCUGUUUUCCUUCUACUCCUCUUCCUCUGUCUUUCCCUCAUUUCCUCUUCCCUUCCCCAACCGCCGUUGAGCUGGAAUUCACCUAAUGACCCCUGCUACCACACAGUUGGCCGUCCGCGACACUGCCUGUCAGAGUUUAUCAAUGCUGCCUACGGGGUUCCAGUCAACGUGAACCACUCGCUACAAGGAAAUGAUUAUGACAGCCACAUCACCACCUUAACCGACCUCAACAAUCCCCACAACCUCACAUGUUGGAUGGCCGAUGCAGGUACUGACACAGGAGACUGGGUCCUUACCCUACCGCUGGGCCGCCGCUUUGAGAUCACAUACAUAAGUUUUCAGUUCUGUCACCAAAAGGAGCCAUUGGACCCCAUCUCCAUUUCCAUCCUCAAGUCGAUGGACUUUGGGCGCACCUGGAGGCCAAUGCAGCACUACUCCAGCGACUGCCUCAGGAACUUCAAGCUACCUUCACAAACAGUGGCCCAAACGAGACAUCAAGAAACGGAGCCCCUCUGCUCAGACCCACGCCCUCUACAGAAGCAGCGAGGAGGCAUGGUGUUGGCCUUCUCCACUCUGGAUGGACGGCCAUCCUCUCCUGAUUUUGACUAUAGCCCCACUCUCCAGGACUGGGUGACAGCCACCGACAUUCGCGUGGUCUUCCAUAAGGUGUCCAGUGAGGUGAAGAUAGGCCACAUGGAUAAGACAGAAGAAGAAAGAUGGCUUGACCGUGGACACGACAUCAGAGAGGCUGGUGUUGUGAGAUGGAGAACGGACUUCAAGGAUCAGACUGGAGAUCAGGUGGACAAGUUAAACACAGAAAAUACACUGGCAUUUUUUGACAGGGAGACAAAAAACUCAGAGACAAGGGUGAGGAACAAAGGGGUUAGAAUAGAUAAGCAAGUCAGGAAGGGCCAUUAUAAAAGCUCAGGUCAAGAUGAAGACGGGCACAACGUCACCAGCAAGGAAGGGGGGGACAGUUUCAGCAUGGACACUCUCACUUCUCCUAAAAAGGGCGGGAAAGGCAGAGGGCGUGGCCGCAAGAAGGAAAACAAUCAUUGGCUGCCUUGCCCCAAUGGAGAUUGCAAUUGGACAGUUGAGGGGCGGAGCAGAAACAACAAAGGGCAGGAGCUGAGAAAACGGAGGAACAACAAUCACAAUACAAGGCCGAGGAAUCUGCAGGCGGCCCAACCUUCUGCUUUUAAGCCCCCCGGCCGAGCUCCUUUUGCCCUCUCGGACCUGCAGGUCGGGGGCAGGUGUAAAUGUAACGGACACGCUUCCAGGUGUCGCCGCGACGACACGGGUCGUGCAGUGUGUGUAUGCAAGCAUCACACAGCGGGGCCAGACUGUGAUGUGUGUGAGGACUUCUACUUUGACAGACCAUGGCAUCGAGCUACGCCCACUAACCCAAACCCCUGUGUUGCCUGUGAGUGUAACGGCCACUCCAACAAAUGCCGCUUCAGCAUGGAGGUGUUUCAGCAGUCGGGCCGGCGCAGUGGAGGCGUGUGUCAGAAGUGUCGCCACCACACGGCCGGACGCCACUGCCAGUACUGCCAGAAUGGAUACACCCGCAACCACAAAAAGCCGCUCAGCCACCGCAAAGCCUGCCAACCGUGUCAGUGCCAUCCUGUGGGGGCAGUGGGUGGCUGGUGUAACCAGACGUCUGGUCAGUGCCUGUGUCGACGAGGUGUGACCGGCCUCAGGUGUAACCGCUGUGCCCCAGGAUAUGAACAGGGGAAGUCUCCUUUACAGCCCUGCAUACGAAUUCCAGAAGUUGCUCCAACUCCAGUGUACCAACCUCAGUACAGCAUAGCGGAGGAGUGCGUUUCAUACUGCCAGCCUUCUCAGGUUAAAGUCAAGAUGAACUUGGAGACCUAUUGUCGAAAGAACUAUGUGCUGAAGGUGCAGGUGAAAGGUAUGGAGCGCUCAGGUCCCUGGUGGCAGUUUUCCAUCUUGGUGCAAGUCGUCUUCCGCACUGGGUCCCACGCCCGCAUUCGCAGGGGCUCUCAGUCCCUUUGGGUCCCUGACCGCGACCUUGGCUGCGGCUGCCCCGCCCUCCAGGUGGGUCGGACAGUCCUCCUGAUCGGAGCAGAUGAAGGAGAGCAGCCCUGGGUGCCAGAGGAGAAGCGCCUGGUGGCAGAUCGCUCUACUCUAGCCCCCCAGUGGCAGGAACACUGGAGCCCCAAACUCAGGGCUUUCCGGGGGCAGGACAAGAGGGGCCGCUGUCCACCAAAACAGGCAAACAACCACCAGCGCUACAGGGAAAACCCAAAACCUCAGUCUGGUUAUGUCCCCCCUCACUUGCUGACUGAGAAAGAUGUCGAGCCUCACGCUGCAAACACACACAAGACUGAAAGCACAGAAGUGCCGCACAUGUUCAAAGUUAAAUCCACUGAGGCGACACUACCCUCUUCUUCUUCACCCAAUCCAAUAUGUUCUACUCAAAACCCUUCAUGAAAACUUUAACAGUGAGAAGAUUUAAAGACUCAAAUUCUAUUAUAUUGAAAUUCUCAAAAAACAGAAGAACUACAAGGAGUAAAAUGUACAUUAUUCCAUUUUUUUGUCAGUGGACUUGACAAUCAGGUGAGAAGAAAGCUCAAAGAAACCCUUCAACACCGAAACACAUACCCACCUUUAGGUUUAUGUACAUUCUUAAGAGGUUAAUUAUUGCAUAAUGAGUUUUGCAGCAACAUAAAGUGGUAUCACUCAGUGAUGAUGAAUCUGUGAGACUAAAAUGGUGAAAUGUAAAAUGUAAGUAUCAUUAUUUUAAUAUUUCUACUAAGGAAACUUCUGAAAAUUAAAGUCUGACUGAACUUUGAAAAAUGUCAAUUAGCAUUUUGUCUUGAAAACUUAAAAAGAAAAUCUAUAUUUAGAUCAUAUUUAUUUAUUGAAUUUUUUAAGCUAAAGUGAAAAUAUUACAAUAAAUGACAUCAUAAAACUUUUUACAAUAGUAAUUAACAUAAUGACAAAUGGUUUAGUUAAUGUGCAAAAAUGUGAUUUUUGUUUUACUAGUAAAUAUUUUAUUGUAAAUUGCCCAUUAUACCAUGUUAGACUUUAUUUUUAAUUCACAUGUAAAUUUGGGAAAAGCAAAUACUAAAAAGUCUCUGAAGCAAUUUCACUAAAUUAAAAUAACCAAACAAAGUUGAAAGUCAUGUAGCUCACAUGGAUAAUUACAACAGAAUGUGUCUGUUAUGUAAAACCAUGCUGGAGACUGCAAAUUUGCAUUUAUUAUAAAUAACUAAUAUUUACUAUUACAUUGAUGCUGUAGUUUUACAGUUUAAACCUAAAACUUUCAAAACUAAACAGAAUAAUUAAUACAUUAUUUAUUUAUUUUGCUGAACUACUUACAUUUGUUCCCCUUUAAUCAACUUGAAAUAUUUGCAGAAUAUGUAUAUCCCACGUAAAAGUAUAAUUUCAGUGUAUUUAUUUUUGUUAUUUCUGUCUGAUAUGGACAUCAGUUAAAAUAGCCUUCAUAACGUGUUGCUCAGAUUGUGUUUUUUUUACCUUCAUGUAAGAAAAACAAAGCUGUGACACCACGAGUGCAUUGGGCAGCCGGGUUAGCACAGACAAGAUAUUAUUAUAUUAUUAAAUUCCUUUUUUAAAUUUGACAAAUAUCUUUACUCUUGCCUGUCUAAAAUAAUGAAAUUAAAAAACUGAAAACUGAAAUUUUUCAUUUAGGCUAAUUCAAUUUAGACAAAGAAAACUCAUUGAUUUUUAAAUUAAAACAUUUAAAUAAGAACACUUUAUUAUGUAUGUACAUAUAGUACAUUUCAAUUCUAAAAAUGUAAAAAAAAUUGCUUUAAUUUUCUUU
This is a messenger RNA of Pundamilia nyererei, 3996 nucleotides long. It is a transcript of the gene ntn5, whose product is annotated as netrin 5. Gene Ontology annotation, molecular function: protein binding. Gene Ontology annotation, cellular component: basement membrane. Gene Ontology annotation, biological process: tissue development; dendrite development; motor neuron axon guidance. NCBI's taxonomy places the organism in Eukaryota, Metazoa, Chordata, Actinopteri, Cichliformes, Cichlidae. The coding region runs from base 144 to 2642 and encodes 832 amino acids. The record is from RefSeq and is a predicted model, not a curated record. The transcript is spliced from 7 exons.